Molecule: messenger RNA, 2565 nt
Organism: Exophiala bonariae
Lineage: Eukaryota; Fungi; Ascomycota; Eurotiomycetes; Chaetothyriales; Herpotrichiellaceae
Exons: 3
Coding region: 1-2565 (854 amino acids)
Biological process (GO): mRNA splicing, via spliceosome
Cellular component (GO): nucleus
Molecular function (GO): RNA lariat debranching enzyme activity
Source: RefSeq, a predicted model, not a curated record
AUGGCACUCGUCGAAGAAGCGAAGACUGGUGGGAUUCGCCUGGCGGUUGAAGGCUGUGGCCAUGGAACUCUUCACAAUAUAUAUACUACUGUUGAAGAGCGUUGCAAGUUCAGAGGCUGGGAUGGGGUUGAUUUACUCAUCAUUGGUGGCGAUUUUCAGGCUGUGAGGAAUCAAUACGAUCUCAAUGUGACCUCAAUGCCCCAGAAGUACCGUCGCAUGGCCGAUUUCCACGAGUACUACAGCGGUGCUGUGGUUGCGCCAUAUCUGACCAUUUUCAUUGGUGGCAACCACGAGGCAAGCAAUCACCUGUUCGAACUGUACUAUGGUGGUUGGGUCGCUCCCAAUAUCUACUACCUCGGCGCUGCAAAUGUCCUACAAUUUGGGCCACUCCGGAUCGCUGGUCUGACUGGAAUCUGGAAAGGAUAUGACUACAACAAGCCUCACUUCGAACGCCUACCAUACAACCAAGAAGAAAUCGGUAGUAUCUAUCACGUCCGCGAGCUGGACACUAGAAAAUUGCUAUCUCUCCGUUCCCAAGUCGACAUUGGGCUUUCACAUGAUUGGCCACAGGCUAUUGAGAUGCAUGGAGACUAUCAACGUCUGUUCAAGUACAAGAGCUUUCUCGAGCCUGAUUCAAGAUCAGGAAAGCUGGGAAGUGUUGCUGCAAAGCGAUGCUUAGAUCAUCUUCGUCCGCCAUACUGGUUCUCUGCCCAUCUCCAUACAAGAUUCGUCGCUACCGUCAACCAUGGCAACAAUCAAGAAAUCCCUCAUGCUGUGACCAAUGAUGCACGCAGCAUUGCCUCUCAGUCCAGUCUCAACAGCAUGAACGCAAACAAACAACAGGGUGUUGCGCCCAGUCCACGAUCCGCUUUCAAGAAUGUGGAUCAGCAGCGUGUCUCAGCAUGGCAACAAUUUGGGGUUGCUGCAAAGAAAGCUGACGCUGAAGAGGCUGAUCAAAUCAAGCGGGAGCAUGCAGCACGUCGUGGGGAAGAGGAGCGUACCGGAAUCCGUCAGGGUCCUCAGUACGACUUUAAUGAAACCUUUCAUCAGGUUAAAGGCGAUGGCACCUUGGAACGCACUUUGAUCAGUACGACGAAUCAACAAGUCCGCAAUCGCGAUCUUCCACAGAGCCCAGAACCUAUAUCUAAUCUCGAUGGCUGUGGGUUCUCCAGACCAAUCAAGCGCCAACGAGUCGUCAGCCCCAAUGCCUCCGACAGACAAAAUCUCACAAGCCCAGAGACUGUACAAGACACUCAGGUUGGCGAUGCUGUUGCCACAAGCCACCCCCAGGUACAUACUAAUCCUGAUGCCAUUGACAUCGAAAUAAGCGACGAGAGUGACUCUGGAGUCAGAGUCAAUGAUAAAGUUGCUGAUGCGGCGCGUUCUUCUGUCAAAUUCACAAAUCCUGAUGCAAUUGACAUCGAUAUGAGUGAUUCAAGUGACGAUGGUGCUGAAGCCGAAGGCGGAGGUGCAGAACCGACCGGAAAAGCUCCCACAGCCGCCAACUCUUCCACGACCUUGAGUGGAACUGAACAAGCCAAAUCGAAGACUAUCUCUUUGAACAUGUCAGAAGCAAGCGAAGAUGGAGGCGUUAAGCUCAGUCCUUCCGUAUCCGUCUUCGACUCCACGCUGCAACCGAGCCAGAUAUCCACAUCCGACAGUCAAGCCAGCAAGGAGAGCAUCAUCCCCUCCAGGCGCUCAUCUGACUCUGAAUUAAACCCAGAAGCCAAAUCCUUCACACCAAAGGCAUCAACCGCCUCAUUGAGCGCUCCUGAAACCGUACCACAACCCAGCGUUGAAGAACCAGCAGAAACAAAGGUCGAGGAAAGUGAAGUUUCAGAAGAGAUGCGUGCCCAGCUGGCCGCCCUUUCCAGCAAUUUCACCCAACGCGAAGAGCCCAAGAUUUCAGCAUCUCUUCCCUUCCCAGAGGACAUCACCAACAAGACCACACACUUCCUCGCCUUGUCCAAAUGCGAAUCAAACCAAGAAUUCCUCGAGCUCAUGGAAGUCAGCUCACUCACCAAGCCAGAUGCAGAAAUCAAGCGACCCCUCAAACUCUCAUACGACCCAGAAUGGCUUGCCAUCCAACGAGUCUUCGCACCCGAAUUGACCCUCGGCGGCACCAGCAACGACCGAAUCCCCCCACAUCGCGGCGACACAUACUACCACGAACAGAUCGUGAAGGAACAAGCCUGGAUCACCGAGCACGUCGUCAACGCCGGCCGUCUCGAGGUCCCGGAGAACUUCACCCACACCGCACCCAUGUACGACCCCGAAAUCCAUGUCGACAGCACCGACAUGCCGCGCGAAGUGACCAACCCUCAAACCUCGGCGUUCUGCCAACUCAUCGGCAUCGAAAACAAAUUCGACAUCAGCGAGGAGGAGCGCGACUUCCGCGUCCAGCAAGGCCCCAGGCCCGAGAGUGCCGGAUAUCUCGCAAGCCGUGAUCGACCCCGUGGCGGACACCGCGGUGGCGGUCGUGGAGGUGGUGGGCGAGGCGGACGAGGCGGUAGAGGUGGAGGUCGCGGCUCAGGCGGUAGUUAUAGAGGUCGUGGUCGUUGGUAG